CGAACACUUCGCUGCUAGCUAGAAUGAGAAAUAAGGUUUAUGGCUACAGUAAGCUAAAUUUUUUUCUUCGUCUGGCUGCCUGUCGCUUGGUAGCAUAAACUCUUUCUAACGUAAUUAGACCGUUUUUUGACUCUUUUACAGACGCAGUCUUUACAUUCUAGCAAACUGGUUAAUCCUUAAAUUACCAAAAGCUUUGGCAUACCAGACUGAGACUAACGGGCAACAGCGGUGAUUCAGCGUGCUAGCUAGUGAGAAAAAUCUUGAGAGCCUCCACAUCCAGCCUAACAUCCAUUGAUGUUAGCCUAUGAGUAUCGCCUUCGCAUAUCGCCAGCGUUGUUAAUCGCCGGGUUUCUAUCUACCAAGAUGUACGGGAUGUUGGGAUGACAGGAAGAUGGCAAACGGAGCUGGAAAACACAAGCUGCUUGUCAUUGGACCAACAGAACCAUGGUCAGUGAGGGAGAAGCUGUGUUUGGCCACAUCUGUCAUGAAGAGUGGGGACCAGAACUGGGUAUCGGUCAGUCGUGCCAUAAAACCAUUUGCAGAACCUGGGCGACCACCUGACUGGUUCUCUCAAAAGCACUGUGCCUCCAAAUACUCAGAGCUCCUGGAAGCGACAGAGGCCCCAAAGCGGAAGCGCGGCGAGAAAGGUGAGGUGGUGGAGACAGUGGAGGAUGUGAUAGUUCGCAGACUGACGGCUGAGAGGAUCGAGGAACUAAAGAAGCUGAUAAAAGAAACGCAGGAGAAGCACAGGAAGCUGAAGAGAGAGGCUGAACUGAUUCAAGCUGGACAUCUGGAUUCCAAACUGAAAGAGCUAUGGGAGGAAAUUCUGCUGAAGAAGAAACUGGAGGAGGAGGAAGCAGAGAUGAAAAGAAAAAACACAGAUGCUGCUUAUCAAGCCAGACAGGUGGCAAAGAACACACCCAAGCGGAUACCCAGUGUCACCAUGCAUUCGCCCUCAGGGUGUAGCUCCCCAAGCCAGGAGUUCUCCCCAGGUGACCAACUCGAGUGCUUGACACUGGAUCUUACAUCUACAAAGAAUGCUUCUGGAACAGCCAGGCUAAUGACAUUUGCUGAGCCUUCUGGUAAUGAUGACAGCCACGGGUCCCUGCUAGAGGACCCCACCCAAAAGAAGUUACUGUGUCAGAAAGCCACGCCACCACCAUCUCCCCUCCUGUCAGAGUUACUGAAGAAAGGCAGUAUAUUGGCCACAAAUUCCAGAUUGAUUGGAGAUGGUGACGUGUCCACAGGUAAUGUGUCAGGAGCACAUGACUUGCAGCUGGCUCCACCUUGUCAGCCUCUCUCUCAGGCAGCAGGUGCCCCGAUGUUGUCCCGUCUCCUGGAAGCAGGCCCCGCCCAGUUUUCCCCUCCAUUAGGUUUUAUGGUCAGUGUAGAUUCUGCCUCCAGUGUUCCUCUCUCUGCCACCACUCCUGUUCCUGCUCAAUCAAACAUCUCAGCAAGUGCAGAGGUAAAUGUGAUGGUGCCAUCUGUGGCCCCUGGAUGCCAGCCUGUCUCCUCUAUGGUAGAAGAUAAGGUGUCAGAGCUCAGUGAGGACGAUGUGACUGUGUCACUGUGUCAUGAGCUGGACCUGAAGACAGUGGGGGACAUCAUCGCCAUCAUUGAAGAGAAGGCUGAUGAAGCCGCUGAUGCUUUGGAUGCAGCUGCAGUUGAGGCUGCUCUGUCCCUUUGUGAAGAAAAUGGCCACGCUCUGUCUGCUGCCUGGGAUUCUGGGCCUUUCCAGCCUCAUGAGCCACACAACCCCACAGUGCCCACUGGGGCUGUACAGUCUUCAUCUCUUCACUGUAGCUUGGAGGAGAGGACGGAAGCUUCACUCUCUUCUUUUUGCAACAGUCAAGAUAACCAUCUUGCAGGAUUUCCUGUGGGACUGAGGAGCAUUCCUCCCUCUUCCUCAUCUGGAUGCGACUCAAAGAUUUUGGAGCACUACCGCAGUGGAACGCCUCCACAGGCUGCAGCAGUGAGAGAGACUGGAGAGGCGGUGCACUCAAAAACCCAAAUGUCAUCCAUAAAAUGUGAACGUGAGAAGUGGGCACAGCAAAUCCCUGAAAAAAUCCACGCAGACUCGGUAUUAGAAGAUAACCCACUGACAGAAAGGCAUCCAAAGGAGACGAAGAGGGAGGACGCAAUAACUAUUGGGGGAGGAGAGAAGGCCUCGGGGACUAACCUGCAAAACAAAGUUAAUGGGCCAGAGGUGUGUGGAGAAGAAGUGGGAGAUGGGGUGGAAGAAUUCCUAUCAGAGCCAGACGGCGAAACUGAGCUAGAACCGGCGGCCAGUGAGAGUGAGGAUGGAUACAGCCUCCAUACGGCUUCCUCUUCACUGCAGCUCCACACAACUGCAGACUCCAUCCCCAGCAGCCCAGCUUCUUCGCAGUUUUCUGUGUGCAGUGAGGAUCUGGAAGCUCUACAGGCUCACAAAAUCUGGAAGAAAGCCAUUAUGCUUGUGUGGCGAGCAGCAGCCAAUCACAGGUAUGCAAAUGUCUUCCUUCAGCCAGUAACAGAAGAGAUUGCGCCUGGAUACCACAGUAUUGUGCACAGGCCCAUGGACCUGGCAACCAUAAAGAAGAACAUCGAGAACGGUCUGAUACGGACCACCGCCGAGUUCCAGAGGGACAUCAUGCUGAUGUUUCAGAACGCAGUCAUGUACAACAGCCUGGACCACGACGUGUACCACAUGGCUCUGGAGAUGCAGCGUGACGUCCUGGAGCAGAUACAACAGUUUCUAGCUACCCAGCUGAUCAUGGAGACGUCAGAAUCUGGUAUCAGCGCCAAGAGCCUGAGAGGCCGUGAGAGCACGCGCAAACAGGACUCUACUGACAAGGACACUGUGUCCAUGUCUUCCCCUGCCUUCCUUCUUUCUCUUUUUGAUGGAGGCACCAGAGGGCGCCGUAGUGCCAUAGAAGCUGACCUCAAAAUGAAGAAAUGAAACCAUCAGUAUGAUAUUGUAUCAGUAUGGUGUCCCUGAGAUAAAGUGAAAAGACUGAUCUCAUUGUCUCUCAGUUGCACAGAUUGUGGCUCUGCGUAUGGUGCAGUGUAACCUUUGCUUGCACUCUAGAUUAAAAGGAUAGACUGCA
Messenger RNA from Neolamprologus brichardi, 3086 nucleotides. RefSeq names its product bromodomain containing 8a (gene brd8a). Lineage: Eukaryota; Metazoa; Chordata; Actinopteri; Cichliformes; Cichlidae. Gene Ontology annotation, cellular component: NuA4 histone acetyltransferase complex. Gene Ontology annotation, molecular function: protein binding. The record is from RefSeq and is a predicted model, not a curated record.